Fonsecaea multimorphosa CBS 102226 is the source of this 1419-nucleotide messenger RNA. RefSeq lists its product as uncharacterized. Gene Ontology annotation, cellular component: mitochondrial envelope. NCBI's taxonomy places the organism in Eukaryota, Fungi, Ascomycota, Eurotiomycetes, Chaetothyriales, Herpotrichiellaceae. The record is from RefSeq and is a predicted model, not a curated record. Bases 1 to 1419 code for a protein of 472 amino acids. Gene Ontology annotation, biological process: tetrahydrofolate biosynthetic process. The transcript has 2 exons. Gene Ontology annotation, molecular function: 2-amino-4-hydroxy-6-hydroxymethyldihydropteridine diphosphokinase activity; dihydropteroate synthase activity.
AUGAAGUCCCCAAGCUCGGCUCCAGGUAGCCUAAAUAAAGCGGUGGUUGCGUUCGGUAGCAAUCUGGGGGAUCGGCUUGCUACCAUCGAGGCCGCAAUUUCCAAGAUGAGAGAAAACGACCUCCGAGUUCUCAAGUUGAGCUCCUUAUACGAGACCAAACCUAUGUACUAUGACGAUCAAGACCCCUUUCUGAAUGGUGUCUGUCAAGUUGAGACCAGCCUUGAACCGCUACAAUUACUGGAUGUCUUGCAGGCAAUCGAGAAUGACCUAGGCCGAAAACGCUUGAUUGACAAGGGGCCUAGGACAGUAGACCUUGAUAUCAUCCUCUAUAACCGCGACCUCUUCAAGCACCCUCGUCUCAAUAUUCCGCAUACGCUGAUGCUCGAAAGGGAGUUUGUUCUCAGGCCUCUGGCAGAUAUACUGCCCGACGAGCAUCUUCCGGCGGACUUCUCACCAAGUGCUCCAUACCGCCGCAUAGGUCAAUUAUUGGAGGCUCUUCCAGAGAAAGAUGCCACUAUGUCCCCUGUAACCGUUCUAAGGCCACAAAUACCACUCGUCCGAACGCACGAUGCAACUCGCAAGACUCAUGUUAUGGCCAUUUUGAACCUGACGCCUGACUCCUUUUCCGACGGAGGCAUUCACACGUCUAGAGGCGCUGAAUCAAUAAAGACAACUGUUGCGAGCUUUAUCGCUGCAGGUGCCAGCAUCAUCGACGUCGGUGGACAAAGCACUCGCCCGAAGGCCGACUAUCUUGGACCUCAGGAGGAGCUCGAGCGCAUCCUUCCAAUUGUUCGCGUGAUCAGAGAGAUGAAGGAAGCGGACAAUGUCGCCAUCAGCAUCGACACUUUUCACUCCGACGUAGCCCGCCAGACAAUCCUUGCUGGUGCAGACAUCAUCAACGAUGUCUCGGCAGGUUUGUUAGACCCUCAAAUGCUGCCAACUGUGGCUGAGUUGGGAAAGACCAUUGUCCUAAUGCAUAUGAGAGGAGAUCCGCACACAAUGACAAAACUCACCAACUACCCAGAUGGAGUCAUCAACGGAGUAGCCCGAGAACUUUGCGAGCGUGUUCAAGCUGCCUUGGCCGCCGGCAUCGCUCCGUGGCGCAUCAUCCUUGAUCCGGGCUUGGGCUUCGCAAAGGACCAGGAACAGAACCUCGAACUCCUGAGAAGUCUCCAGCGACUGCGGGAGCAAACAGAAUACUCUCCUAGCCUGAUAAAUUACCCCUGGCUUAUGGGUCCAAGCCGCAAGGGAUUCGUUGGCAGUGUUACCGGGGUGUCGGAGGCUUCCAAGCGGAGCUAUGGUACUGCUGCCACCGUUACCGCCAGCAUUGAAGGUGGUGCCGAUAUUGUGCGAAUACAUGAUGUUCACGAAAUGGUGCAGGUCACCAAGAUGGCCGACGCUAUCUAUCGGCGGCCCUGA